Messenger RNA from Protopolystoma xenopodis, 297 nucleotides. NCBI's taxonomy places the organism in Eukaryota, Metazoa, Platyhelminthes, Monogenea, Polystomatidea, Polystomatidae. The record is from the annotation of a GenBank genome assembly.
AUGGUGCUAAGAAUGGCGAGACUCACUGAUGAUGCCGGCGAAACGUCUGGGAAUAAUUGCUGCCUUGUGAACCAGGCGCCCCAACAACUGUUCCAGGAGCUUCCGGUCGUGCGCCUCUUACCAAUUGAACAACAUCGUUUAAAAUUGACAAAUACGGUUAAUCUCCCAGUGUACACGACAUCACGACGUAACAAUGAGAUGGAUCAAGGUCUCGUAACGAGUCUCGAUAUGCCUACUGUGGAUCACAGUUCGCACUGGAUUCUGCAGGGAGCUGCUGUUUUGCUUAAUUCCGACUGA